GCAGCCGCCUGUCCCGGCCCACGCUGGGGCCCUGCGAGCAGGUAAACUCCAGGUGCCCUUUCGGGGCCGAGGCAGAACCAGGAAGGGGGAAGCGGAUGCCCCUCCGGCCCGCCCUCCAGGCUGGGGCCUGCCUGCCUGCCUGGGAAAAUAAAAGACAAAGAGAUGAGAAGAGAAGAUCUCAAGGACGUCGAUCAUUAUUAUGAAGAUGCUAAAGAUGAGAAGCUGUCUGGCUCUGCUGAGUUAGCGAAAGGUGGUACCGGGUUUCUUGCGCAGUGCUGUGUUGCAACCCUUGUACGGAUUCCCACUUCAUUUCUGGUGUAGGAGCUGAAGGUGCUGAUUUCAUAUCUGCUGUUACUACUCGUGGAAGGCAUUUAUUCCAACCAGGGGCUUAGAGAAGAACUUUUGUCAUGAUCCAAGAAAUGUCUGCAAAAUAUGGCUCUGAAAGAGAAAGCUAGGAAUGAAUUUUCCAGGAUGUCAUUUCGAGACACGCCUGCCGAUAUAAAAGAAUUCUUGGAUGGUAUCAACUUGGGGCGGUACUUUGCUCAUUUUCAAGCAUUUGGGUAUAAUACGUGGCAAGAUUGCACAGGAUUCAACGACAGCAUGCUGCAGCAAAUAGGAAUAUCUCCUACCGGGCACCGGAGAAGAAUCCUCAAGCAGUUGCAAGUCCUGUUUUCCAAAAUGCGGGGGAAACCCGCAGAUGUGGAGAGUCACAGUUCUGACCCUCAUGUUCUAAAUGUGAACGAGGGUGAAAUAAGGGCCAGGAUGCCCAGUGAACAGACAAGUACAGUCUGUGGCAAUGAUUGCAUCUGUGAAAUAAAUCAGGAGCUUGCAGACAGUGAGUCACAGGAACUCAAAGGCAUCCUGUCAGAUUCAUCCUGUCAGACCUCAGACUGCUCAACAGACGCUUCUGUUGUUACGGAAAAUGCAUUGGAAGGAGCGAUGCCCGAAAUGGUGCCUUGUAUCGGCAAACCUCUAGAAAAAGGACAAACGGAACCUGCUAGCGCGCAACCAGAAGAUACACCCAAAGAAAAUUCUCUUCCAGAUGGUUUCGACUCCUCUGAGAUGAAGUCUGGUGAGGAGGAGCCGCUGAUGGAGUCAGGACCGGAAAAUUCGCCCGGUGGUUCACCGGACUCCCAAUUCGUUGAGUUUAAAGGCAAAAUGGUGGAGAAUGACCUGUAUGGCCCUCGUACACAGAAUCUUAUGAAAGCAGCUCCUCGGACAACACGGUCUUUCAUGCUCAGGCAUCGCCCUGUUCCACAAGUACCCGACUCUUCCAAAGCUGCUGCCGCACCAAGCUCGCUGCAAGAAAGAAGAAACCUCAACGGCUUAAAUAUUUCUUGUUCUGAGAGUCUUCUUUCAGAAAUGGGGGAUUCUACUGAGGAAAAACCACCUCCCAUAUCUCCAUAUGGUGAAACCUUUCUUUUUAACUCCACAGAAGACGCUGUAAGUUGUUGUUCGCUAGCAAAAUGCCAGUUGCCCACGGUAGUGGGCAUGUGGAGAGGGAAACGAGGCUUCACACAAAAUGCGGAAAUCUGUGGCAGCGAACGUUUAAGCCUCCAAGACAAGGACAGAGAUGACAGAAGCGCCGAAAAGAAUACCCCUCCUAGCAAAACAUGCACUCCUGUUCUUAAUAAUCAAACAUGGAAAAUGAAUGAAGAAACAGCAGACAGCAAACUGGCACCUAUCGAGGAUAAGUAUGCACUGCCAAACAGAUUUGUAGGCGAACCACAGUAUUCUAUGGUCAAAAAAUGUGCUCGGUAUACAAGAAGGGGAAAAUACAAACCAUACAAAAACAGCAACAAAGAAUUAAAAUCUGGGAAUCUGGACUUCCCUGCUCCUCUGCACAUUUCCUCUAUUAAACGUGGUAUUAUCAGCGUGUCUGGCGGUAGCCCAGUUCCUAGAGCCAGAGACUCAAUCAGUCCCUAUGCCUGUUUUUAUGGAUCAACGCUGAAGAAGGUUAAAGAAGGCUGGCUGGACAAGCUGUCACCUCAGGGAAAACACAUGUUUCAGAAGCGGUGGGUCAAGUUUGAUGGCGACAACAUUUCUUAUUACAACAAUGAGAAGGAAGUGUACUCUAAAGGAAUAAUCCUCCUGUCUGCUGUGUCUGCAAUCAGAGUCCACGGGGACAUCAAGUUUGAACUUGUUACAGCACAGAGGAUAUUUGUGUUUCGGGCUGAGAAAGAAGAUGAAAGAAAUGACUGGAUGCAGACAAUACUUGGUGCCUUGCGGUUGCAACCUGAAAUUUCUGGCAUACGAAACACCAUCGUUCCUUCCGAGAAGAGUGGGUAUCUGGAACUGAAGGGCUACAAAGCCAAAAUCUUUACCUUGCUUCAAGGAAACCACGUGUGGAUUUGCAAAAGUGAACAGGAUUUUAAAACUGGUUAUGGCAUCACUGUAAUCCCCAUGAACGUGGCUAAUGUGAAACAGGUAGAUCGUACAGCAAAGCAGUCUUUUGAAAUAAUCACACCUUACAGAAGCUUUAGUUUUACGGCGGAGUCCGAGAAAGAAAAGCAGGAGUGGAUUGAAGUGCUGCAAGAAUCCAUCGCAGAAACUCUCUCUGACUAUGAAGUAGCGGAGAAGAUCUGGUUCAAUGAUUCAAACAGGACCUGUGCAGAUUGUAAAGCUCCUGAUCCUGACUGGGCAUCCGUCAAUCUCUGUGUCAUCAUUUGUAAGAAAUGCGCAGGCCAGCACAGAUCAUUGGGGCCCAGAGAUUCAAAAGUCCGAAGCCUCAAAAUGGAUGCCAGUGUUUGGAGCAAUGAGCUCAUUGAGCUUUUUAUUGUGCUAGGGAACAAAAGGGCAAACAGCUUUUGGGAAGGAAAUCUUCAGCCCGAUGAGGAACUGCCUAUGAAUGCCGCAACACAGAGGAGGCUUACUUUUAUUACCCAAAAGUAUAAAGAGGGGAAGUUCAGGAAAACUGCUCUGCUAUACAAAACCAAAGAAGAGCUAAAUAAGGCCCUGUGUGCUGCUGUAGUUAAGCAAGAUGUAUUGGAAACCAUGACGUUGCUGUUCAGCGGAGCCGAUGUGAUGUGCGCUACUGGCGAUCCUGUCUACAGUACGCCAUACUUGUUAGCCAAGAAAGCAGGACAAAGGCUGCAGAUGGAAUUCCUUCACCACAACAAGUUUUCAGAUUUCCCUAAUUAUGAUGCUCAGUCCAACAGUGUUUCCUUCCAAGAUACGUCGUCUACCUUUCUUUGCGAAUAUUUGUACAAACUUUCGUUCAAUGCAGCAAAACUCUUGACGGAGAGAAAAUUAAAAGAAGAGUGUAAUAAAAGGUGGUGUGCUCUGGAAAGUGGCUUUUUGAGCUAUUAUGAAAAUGAUAAGACUGCAUCCCCGAAUGGGAUGAUUGACAUCAGUGAAGUCAUCUGUCUGGUCGUUCAUAAGGCAGACUCCUUUUUACAUGCAGGAGCUAUAUUUACCUUUGAAAUCUACUUACUGUCAGAACGUGUUUUUCUGUUUGGUGCUGAAGCUGCACAUUCUCAAAGAAAAUGGACCCAGGCGAUUGCCAAGCACUUCGUGCCCGACAUGGCCAAAUGUCUGCUGGACUGGGACUAUGAUGUUAUUGGCCAGCUGUAUUACAAAGACUGUCAUAACCUUGACAACUGGAAAAAAGGCUGGUUUGCAAUAGAGAAGUCUAACCUGCAUUUUUGUUUAGAACUGGAAGAUGCUCAAGAGGAAUUAAUACAUCUAAGGAGGCUCCAGGAGUUAACCAUCAGCAGCAUUAUCCAAAAUGGGGAAAAAAUAGAUGUUCUCCUUCUGGUCGAGAAAGGGAGAACGUUAUACAUCCAUGGACACACCAAGUUGGAUUUCACAGUCUGGCACAGCGCAAUUGAAAAAGCAGCAGGUACAGAUGGCAACAUUUUAGAAGAUCAGCAGCUCAGCAAAAACGACGUCCCCAUUAUAGUGAACAGCUGUAUUGCAUUUGUUACGCAGUAUGGCUUGGGUAGUAAGCAUAUCUACCUGAACAGUGGGGAUCCCUCUCACGUAAGCACCCUUCUGGAGUGUUUCAAAAAGGAUGCAAGAAGCGUGAAGCUGAGGGCCGGGACAAAUCGACUGGAAGAUGUUACGGAGGCACUGAAAUGUUUUCUGUCUGAAAUCGAUGAUGCCCUCCUUACCAAACAGCUUUAUCCAUUCUGGAUCUCUGUGCUAGAUACAGUGGAUGAGAAAGUGCGAGUGAGAAAAUACAGCACUUUUAUCCGAACGCUUCCCUCAGUCAAUAGGGCAACGUUGGCAGCUUUAAUAGAACACCUUUACAGGGUACAGAAGUGUUCCGAGAUCAAUCACAUGGACCCUCACAAUCUCGCCAUGGCGUUUUCCUCAUGCCUUUUUCAGACUAAAGGGCAGACCAGCGAAGAAGUCAAUGUAAUUGAAGACCUAAUUAUAAACUAUGUGCAUCUCUUUGAUGUUCAUGAAGACCAAGUGAAGCAAAUGGAUAUUGAAAACAGUUUCAUUACAAAGUGGAAGGAUACUCAAGUUUCACAGGCUGGAGACAUGCUAGUUGAGGUGUAUGUGGAAAGAAAGGAACCAGACUGCAGUGCUAUAAUAAAGGUAUCACCAAUGAUGGAGGCUGGAGAGCUGACUAGUGACAUAUUGGGAAUUAAGAACAUAACGCCCCACCAGGACGACAAGUGGGCUGCAUUUGAAGUGAUUGAAAACGGAGAGCUGGAACGCCCUCUGCAUUAUACUGAAAAUGUGUUGGAACAAAUUCUUCAUUGGAGCUCUUUGCCCAACCCCAGAAGUGCAUGUCUAAUAAUCAAGAAAUUUCUGUCAGCAGAUACAAGGAUACUGUAUAAUGAGAAGAAUACCGAAGGCAGCAUUAAAGCCAGUUAUCUGAAAUACAAAGAAGAGCCAUCCAAAUUACUUUCGGGGAAUAAGUUUCAAGAGCGCUACUUUGUUUUGCGGGAAGGAAAUCUUUUCCUGUACAAGGAUAUGAAGAGCACCAAGCCUGAGAAAGAAUUGCCAGUUAAAUCACUGAAGCUGUAUCUUGGAGUGAAGAAGAAAGUGAAGCCACCAACAAAUUGGGGUCUAACACUGUCUUCCGAGAAGAACCACUGGUAUUUAUGCUGCGAUGGCCGGGAUUCUCAACUGGAAUGGUUGAGCAGCCUUUUUAUUGCGCAGCACAGUAGUAUUUGGCCCCCACAUGGGAAAAUAAGAAAACAGUCUACGAGAAAGAAUCCCAGAAUUGGUGGCUUGUCCUUAAUACCUAUCCAGCAUGAGAGAAGUCCUCCAAAAACUAAGGUUAAUAAUUUGGAGAAUUCAAAACUGGACGCUGAAGGUGAGUUAGCGGAAGACAAGAAGGGUGUGAAACAUAGGGUGCCGCUGAUCACACACUGUCUGGAGCGCAAGGAGGAAAAAGCUCAGAGCUGUGAGAGAAAACACCGAAGCAUGAUCUCUUUGGAGGGGACAGGAGAGGACAUUGCGCAUUUGCACCAAGACCCCCACAUGGAAUCCCAGUCCCCAAAGCCAAAUGAGAACAAAGGUGACCAGAUGCCUCUGGAUUCCGAUAAGCAGCUUCUAGCAAAUGUUAUCCAAGAACUCAACACCAUCCUGCAGAAGCACAAAUCUUCCCACAAAGAAACUUAGCAGCAGGACUUCACACUUGACCAUCUACAUAAAUGAAAUACGUAUUUUCCGACUGUACAGUGUAAAGUCUGUCCAAUCUAUUUAUAUGUAAAUCUCGAUGUAAAAGAAAUGUGGAUGCUGCCAACUGUUGGGCCUUCCUGUGUUUGUACGCUGCUGCCAUACCACUUCCUGUCUGUGCUGCAUCUGUGGCCAAUUUCUUGAGCCCGAAAAGGGCUUCCCAUCCAAACCUACUUGGGGCUGGACCCUUUAUCUCAGCCAUGGAGAUUCCUGGUAUUAGCAGGAAACACGAUUAUCUGUCACUGGCACAUUGGUCAUGAGAAUUGUGGAACUACCCCAACUCACCAGAAAAUGUUCAAGCUCUGGGAAGUCAGAAAUACAGCUUGGCAAUGCAAGGAACUGGGCCAAUCUAAAAAGCAUAUAAAAUAUCUUCUGUUCAUACAACUACCCUGGCAACAGAAAUCCUGAAUCACACCAAACUCUGAACAGGACCAUGUUCAAACACAAUGUAGACUUGAAAUUAGAGCAUUUUUGGCAAAGGUUCUUUAUAUCACCCUCAUAAUUGUAGUAUCUUGAGUCACUGUAUGCCCCACAGUAUUAAAUUAAAAUGAUCUGGUCUGAGCAUGCAGCAGAACGAGAUGGCAAAAUCUUGUGGUUGAAGAAUAAAUGGGAAACUGCCAGGAACAAAUGGAUGUUAUUUUUCAGUUGUGCCUUGGGUAAUACCCAUGCCACAAGUUAAAUAUAACAACAGCAAGCAUUCUAGAGGAAAGGUUCUAGCCCAGCCAUCUACUACUUGCAGGGUUCUUGCUCUUUUAAAAUAUGGAGGACCAUUCAAAAGUGAGAUCCCUUGUCUACAGACUGAAGUAGUACAGUCCUCUCUACUGCCUCUUUCUGCUAUGUGCAAACACCAGCAUUUUGAUUAGAGUAUUUUAGCAACUUGAUCUGCAAUGUAACGAGUCACUGUAUUUUUUUUUGGAAGAUUUAUAUCUAUUUAUGCCUAAUUUGCUGCUGAUAAUAAAAUAAUAAAUAAUAAAUAAAACUUGGAAACUGUG
Messenger RNA from Sphaerodactylus townsendi, 6629 nucleotides. It is a transcript of the gene ARAP2, whose product is annotated as ArfGAP with RhoGAP domain, ankyrin repeat and PH domain 2. The transcript is spliced from 34 exons. The record is from RefSeq and is a predicted model, not a curated record. The coding region runs from base 433 to 5580 and encodes 1715 amino acids. NCBI's taxonomy places the organism in Eukaryota, Metazoa, Chordata, Lepidosauria, Squamata, Sphaerodactylidae. Gene Ontology annotation, molecular function: protein binding; phosphatidylinositol-3,4,5-trisphosphate binding; GTPase activator activity. Gene Ontology annotation, biological process: signal transduction; positive regulation of GTPase activity.